AUGAGCCAAACACUUUCAUCAGAAGUUGUUUUGAAGAAUAUUGAGGAUGCUGUUAUUGUCCCAUUAAAAGAUGGAAUCAGCUCCCUCAGCAGGGUCUAUCAGGCUCUGGUUGAUGCAGACAUAGAUCCUGUUAGUGGAAAAUGCUUCAACUACGACUACAUUAGAACACAGAUUGUUCAGGUCCAGCAGAACAUGGAGCAAUCAGAACAGGCAGCCAGUACAGAGCUGAGGUUUCUGGACAAACGUCUGGAAAGCCUAAUAAAAGAUGAGGCAAAACAUGAGCUAGACAUGGCUGUUACCAAAUGUCUUGGCAUGCUCAUUGGUGGUGGAAUAGAAGGUCAAGCAUUAGAUGCUAUAAAAAUGGCUAAAGAGGAGGUAAAAAAGUGUGAGGAUCUCAUAAAAAAAUACAGAUCAAAGGUAUCUGACUAUGAGAUCAAGAUUUUCCAGACUAAGCAGAGCAUCGUUCAGAAAAAUGACAAGCUGGAGAAGAUUUAUAAAGAUAUCCAGCAAAUGAAGAAGCAGAAGGAAGUUCUAGCUGAGUUUCAGUACAAAGUGAGACGUGCUGUUCACCUCCUGGGUGUUCUGAGUGCCAGAACCAGUGUGGCUGAACGACAAACCCGCAGAUUUAUUCUUCAGGAGCCAGUUAUAAGAGUGAUAGAAGAAGUGAUAAGUGUGACUAAAGAAAUCACAGAGAUUGAGUUCCUCAAUAUAGCAAUAUAAAUA
Trichomycterus rosablanca is the source of this 723-nucleotide messenger RNA. RefSeq lists its product as uncharacterized. The transcript has 3 exons. Lineage: Eukaryota; Metazoa; Chordata; Actinopteri; Siluriformes; Trichomycteridae. Bases 1 to 720 code for a protein of 239 amino acids. The record is from RefSeq and is a predicted model, not a curated record.